Cucurbita pepo subsp. pepo (vegetable marrow) is the source of this 1891-nucleotide messenger RNA. Its product is annotated as putative protein phosphatase 2C 46. Gene Ontology annotation, biological process: protein dephosphorylation. The record is from RefSeq and is a predicted model, not a curated record. NCBI's taxonomy places the organism in Eukaryota, Viridiplantae, Streptophyta, Magnoliopsida, Cucurbitales, Cucurbitaceae. Gene Ontology annotation, molecular function: protein serine/threonine phosphatase activity; cation binding.
UUUGGAAGUGGAGCCCAUUAGAAGGGUUCCAUAUGGCCAUUGCUGCCUUCGACCAAUCGCUGUGUUCAUCUUCUUAUAAACAGAGUUCUUCCAGUUUCGUUUUUAUUCUCUUCAUCGAAUUGGAUUUUAGGGUUCUUCUUUAGCUUUUCUGUGGAACUAAGAACAGCUUUACCAUUGCUCUGUUUGGGGUUUGAUGGAUCUGUGGAUCUAACAAUUUUACUCGCACAUGUAUUGCUGUGUCUCUUUUGGAUCUCCGUCGUUUUCAUUUGAUAUCAUCCAGUAGUAGCUCACCCCAACUGCCCAGAAUAGCCUAAUUUACAGUGGGAGGGAUUUGAGGUGGGAUUGGUGUUGCAUCCAUUUCGGAUGUGGAGGAAUUGGAGGCUGGCUCUGGUGCAAUGAGGGAUGUUAUCAAGCUUGAUGAACUUGCUGAGGGCUUGCUGGCAGCCAUGUGCCGAUCGUCACUUGCGUCGUCGGGGCGGCGGCGGUGGUUCGGAUUCGGUUGGCUGCCAAGAUGGGCUACUUUGGUACAAGGACCAUGGGCACCACAUCAAUGGAGAAUUUUCAAUGGCUGUUGUUCAAGCCAACAAUUUACUUGAGGAUCAGAGCCAGCUUGAGUCUGGUCCUUUGAGCUUGCUUGAGUCUGGACCCUAUGGAACGUUUGUCGGAAUAUACGACGGUCAUGGUGGCCCCGAGACGUCGCGGUUCAUAUGUGAUAACUUGUUCCAGCAUCUCAAAGUGUUUGCUACUGAAGAAAAGGCAAUGUCUGUAAAUGUGAUAAAGAAAGCAUUCCAAGCAACAGAAGAGGGGUUUCUCUCUAUUGUCACCAAGCAAUGGCCUAUGAACCCGCAGAUUGCGGCCGUUGGUUCGUGCUGUCUGGUUGCUGUGAUUUGUAAUGGGAAACUCUACGUUGCGAAUCUUGGCGACUCCCGAGCUGUGUUGGGGAGGCUUGUUCGGUCGACGGGGGAAGUUCUUCCUAUUCAGCUGUCGUCGGAGCACAAUGUAAGCAUACAAUCAGUCCGCCAGGAGAUGCAGUCUAUGCACCCAGAUGACUCCCAGAUAGUAGUGUUGAAGCAUAACGUAUGGCGCGUAAAGGGCUUGAUUCAGAUUUCUCGGUCGAUUGGAGACGUGUAUCUCAAAAAGCCAGAGUUUAACCGGGAGCCUUUGUAUACUAAGUUUCGUCUCCGAGAGCCCUUCAGUAAGCCUAUUCUGAGCUCAGAACCUGCGGUCUCUGUGCAUGAACUCGAUCCAAACGAUCAAUUUCUCAUAUUUGCCUCUGAUGGGCUGUGGGAGCACCUAAGCAGCCAGGAUGCAGUUGAUAUAGUUCACAAGCAUCCUCACAGUGGAAGUGCAAGGAGGCUGGUGAAAGCGGCAAUGCAGGAAGCAGCUAAGAAACGAGAAAUGCGAUACUCAGACUUGAAGAAGAUCGAUCGUGGGGUUCGGCGUCAUUUUCACGAUGACACAACGGUGAUAGUCGUGUUUCUGGGUUCAAGCAGAGGGGAAAGAAGCCCUGUUUUGUCUGUGAGAGGGGGAGGAGUGAAGGUAUAUGCGAAGUCAGGGCUGAACACUGCCCCUUCGUAAACAAUAAUACAAAGGUUUUGAGGGGCUCUUCUCUGGGAUUCAGUGACCCACCAAGUUGUAUAUCAAGGAGAGAUGAGAGAAGGUUCGCUUUUAUUCUUUAAAUGCUCUGUUCUGCUCUGUUCUAAAUGCUCUGUUCUAAAUGCUCUGUUCUAAAUGCUCUGUUCUGCUCUGCCCUGCCUGAUUCACUGUUCAACUUAGUUCUUUCUUUUUAGUUGCUUUCUAAGAAUUCCAAGGGAAAGUACACUCAAAGUAUGGCAAUAGAGAGCUUAAAUAGAUAACAAUGGGAGAUUUUCUCUUGUCUUCUUUGCGUUUA